AUUAGAGAGUUAAAAGAGAGAAGCCCAUUUGAAACUCAUCUCUGCUGAUCAAAAAAAAUGCCAAAGGCAGUGGAAGAUACAUCAUCAGUUGCUCUCCUUAAAAACAGGCUCAAUGCUUCCCUUGAGAGGAACCACUCUCUGGAGAAGGAGAAUGAGCAAUUGAGGCAAGAAAUCCACAAUCUGAAAAUCCAAAUAGCUUCACUUCGAGCCCAAGAUUCCGAUCGUAGAUCCAUGCUGUGGAAGAAGCUGCAAGGUUCUAUCGGCAAUAACAGUUUCUUGCAGGAAAAGCAAAUGGUUCAGAGCAACAACACAGAUGAAGGAUUAACAUGUGACAACUCAAUUUCUAGGCCAGAGUUUUCAGGUUCACCAACAGCAACCAGGGAAAGAUUGCCAAGAGUGCCAAAGCCACCACCCAAGCCUACAUGUUUACCUCAGACACCCAAAACAAGCAAUGCAUCAUGGCUACCGCCGCCACCGCCGCCGCCACCUUUUCCUUCGAAAUUGAAAGGUGGGUCGAUCAAGGCAGUCCAAAGGGUUCCAGAAGUAGUGGAAUUCUAUCGUUCUCUAACAAGAAAAGAAGGAAAGCCGGACACGAGAACUGGCGCUUUGGGGAUUCCGGCAGUUACAAAUGCUCGGGAGAUGAUUGGCGAGAUUGAGAACCGAUCAGCCUACCUAUUAGCCAUCAAAUCAGAUGUGGAAACCCAGGGUGACUUCAUCAACUUUCUGACAAGGGAAGUUGAAAAUGCAGCCUACAAAGAGAUAUCUGAUGUAGAAGCAUUUGUUAAGUGGCUAGAUGAGGAACUAUCCUACCUGGCAGAUGAAAGAGCAGUGCUCAAGCAUUUCCCCAAAUGGCCCGAGAGGAAAGCAGAUGCAAUGAGAGAAGCAGCUUGUGGAUAUCGAGAUCUAAAGAAUCUGGAGUCUGAGGUCUCCUCUUUCCGUGAUGAUAUGAGGCAACCUACCCCUGUAGCCCUCAAACGCAUGCAGGCACUGCAGGACAAAUUGGAACGUAGCGUUCACAAUGUUGAAAGAGUUAGAGAAAGUGCAAGCAAAAGGUACAGGGAUUUCAAGAUUCCUUGGGAAUGGAUGCUUGACUCUGGUAUCAUUGCGCAACUAAAACUGGGCUCUAUGAAGCUGGCCAAAGGGUACAUGAAACGAGUUGUGACAGCAAUGAAAUUUGAAACAGUCUUAGAGGAUGAUGAACUAAUUAUACAAGGUGUUCGAUUUGCUUUUCGUGUCCAUCAGUUUGUUGGUGGAUUUGAUGAGGAGAGCAGGCAUGCAUUCCAAGAACUCAAGAAGCUGGCAAGCAAUUGUCAAUCAUCACACUGUACUCAGCUGAAUGGUCUUUCUGAGACUACCUAAGAACCAGCACACACAAUCAUGAUUGAAGUCUAAAGAUUGAAAGACUGGCAGAGAUAUAUAUAUGCAGCUUCAUAAAUUAAAGGAUUGGAUCCAUCAGUUGUUGCUUUUAAUGCAAAUUCUUUUCUCAAGGACAUUCCAGAUACUUGUUGGAUUCACGUUAAUUAUUCAAAAAUGACUU
Elaeis guineensis (African oil palm) is the source of this 1537-nucleotide messenger RNA. RefSeq names its product INCREASED PETAL GROWTH ANISOTROPY 1-like protein 1. Gene Ontology annotation, cellular component: cortical microtubule. The record is from RefSeq and is a predicted model, not a curated record. Lineage: Eukaryota; Viridiplantae; Streptophyta; Magnoliopsida; Arecales; Arecaceae. Gene Ontology annotation, biological process: protein localization to cortical microtubule cytoskeleton.